CGCGGAGCCCACAACGAGCCCAAGAUCUUCCUCAGUGACGAGUAUCACGGUGAUUCUGACAUGACCCGCUCGUUCAGCCUGAACACGCAGAACAUUGCGGGGCGCCACAUGUCGCUCGCCGAGGACACCGAGACGGAAUUCAACACAUCUCUUGGCGUUGCCGAAGACUUCCAGCAUUAUCCCAGCGUUGAGCGCACCCACGGCGCCGACAUGACUCACAUGCACGGGUUUAUCCAUGAGGGUAGCAGUCAACACAACAAUUUUGUUUAUGCCGAGGGCUCAGGAAACGACAGUUCCACCCACAUUGGUGGUCCAGCCUUUAAUCGUCCAGACGCGGCCACAUUUGCCUCGCGAGAACCGUACGAGCAGCCUUCCGCUUAUCAUCCCCACGCCGGCGUGCCCGCGUCUGGGCCUUAUCAGGUAUCAGCCCCGGCUGCUGGCAACGCUCUUCGGCACCCCUUCCAGAAUCGACUUGAUGACCAGGCGGCUCAUGACACAUCCUUCCGCGCUCGGGGACGAAUGUCACCUUUGGCGCACCAGCAAGCCCAGCCCAAGGUGAAUGGCCGUUGCGCAGAGGCCUAACGUCAACAGUUAACUCGGCCGUCUCUUUUUUCCGGGAGCAAGUUCCCGAGCCCAAUGGCUCCCCUUCAGCCUCUUGAUCUGGGUGGCCUGUGGCACAGCGCUAUGAUUGAGGCCAAACGCCAGCGUGAGAGCCCAGGCUUCGACAUUCUCACCGCUCUUGAUGCGUACGAGAGGGAGAUUGGUCGCAUCAUCGGAGAACUGACCCAGUUUGUGAC
Cutaneotrichosporon oleaginosum is the source of this 797-nucleotide messenger RNA. RefSeq lists its product as uncharacterized. Lineage: Eukaryota; Fungi; Basidiomycota; Tremellomycetes; Trichosporonales; Trichosporonaceae. The record is from RefSeq and is a predicted model, not a curated record.